UCUAACCAGGAAAUUCUGACAGCCUCUCCACCAGCCUUUAAAACGCAGAGUCAGAGCUCAGAAAGCAGCACGCAGAGACUUCAUCACCAAUAGAGAAGUUUCCAACCUCAACUUGCUCUCAGCACUGAGAUCAUCCUUCCUGAGCUACGAUGUCGGGUGGUGCAGUCUCCAUCUUUUUUGCUCUCUGUGUGCUUUUAGAUGGCUGCUGUGGAAAACUGGCGAUUCUGGGAGAGUCUGUAGAGUUAAAAGCUGAUGUGAAGUGUGACGCGCAGGAAUUCAGUCUGAUCUACCGGCUGAGGGAUGACAGUCCUCGGACUGUGGCCCAGCUGGUAAACGCCUGGGAGAAGCUGGGAGAGAGCUACAGAGAGCGGGUGGAGCAAAGAUCCAUGCUCAGCUUGUGGCUAACCUGUGUGAACUACAACUACGAGUUCACCUUCGCCGGGCAGCUUGUCACCACCAUCCAGCUGGAGGUCCUCAUCAUCUCCAACAACAACCUCUCUGUGCCUGAAGGAGACACGCUCACGCUGCCGUGUUAUUUCCACACUGAGGGGGACGCCGUGGAAUCUGUUGUGUGGGAAAGAGACGGAGAGCUGGUGCUGAACCAGAGCCUCUCCUCCGGGGAGGUCAGACAUGGGACUGGAUUUGAGGGCAGAGCGUCUAUGAGGUCUGACUGGUUUGUACUGGGAGACCUGUCACUGACGGUGGAGCGAGUCCAGCUGGAGGACCGAGGUGACUUCUUCUGCUGUGUUAAUAAAGGCAGCAGACAGAGGGGGGAGUGGAGAGAGAGGGGCAGCCCUGCAGCUAUGAGAGUGACUGUCAGUGAGAGGAGCACCAACACCAGCAGCACCUCUGCUCCCCCCACACGUGAAGCAGAGACACACACGACAGCUUGUGUCACUCCCAUCAUCAUCACAGCCGUCAUAACCCUGCUUCUACACAAGCACGACCUCUGCUGUGAUACUCUUUCUCUAUAUUUUUUUAAGGGUUUUUUGUAUCUCACUGCUUGUUUUAGCUUCACUUCCUUUUCCUGUAGUUCAUUUGAUAAGAUAUAA
Messenger RNA from Oreochromis aureus, 1052 nucleotides. RefSeq lists its product as uncharacterized. NCBI's taxonomy places the organism in Eukaryota, Metazoa, Chordata, Actinopteri, Cichliformes, Cichlidae. The coding region runs from base 150 to 1052 and encodes 300 amino acids. The record is from RefSeq and is a predicted model, not a curated record. The transcript is spliced from 2 exons.